AUUAUAGCUUAGCACAAUUGUCUAUUCCGCACGUAAUGCUGGUGUUUGGCAGUCACGCGUAUCGAGAUUGUUGUGAGUUAUAAUUAAUGUGAACUUUAAAAAAAAUGGACGAAGAGAGUGUUUCCGCGCGAUUUACUUUCGAGGAAUCAUUCGAAGAAAAGGCGGAUCAACAUAACCCUUCUCCAAGAUGGAGUUUGGAUUAUCUAAGGAAUCAGUUUGUACUAUUUGAAGAGUUGUACAAGAAAUACAUUCGUCGCCUACAAUAUGGUUACUUUUCACUUUUUCUCAUCUUGCAAUUUUUACUAAGCACAUCGUAUUCCCUGGUCAUAUACUUUGAAAACUACGACCAUGUUUUAGAAGACAUCACACCUGAUAUAUACUGCUAUGGCAUCACAGCAGUGAUACCACUUAUAGCCAUCUUUUUCAUUGAAGAAACAAAGAUAGUUAUUGCUUCUUUUGUCGCGUAUGUAGGAAUCUACGCACUGGAUACCUUCCUACCGCUGUAUCAUUACCUGCAAUAUGAUGAAAAUAUGCGAACACCUUUUACCACUCAUUUAAUUAUUGCGUGCUAUAUAUUUUUUGCGUUUGAGGAAAUGAUGACAGCAAUUAUAACCGGAGCAAUAGUGACCGUGACACACCUGACGAUUUGUGGAACCAUUACGUUUCGAGACUUUGAAACCGGCGCACUUAUGCGCAAACUAGCGAUCGAAUUGCUUUAUUUCGGUUGCAUUAACGCAAUGGGAUGUUACUUUCGCUACAUGAAUGAAAUUAUGAAUAGAAGGAGUUUCUUGGUGAAGAAGGAUCAGACGAUUGAGAAGAUUCAACUCAAAGGCCAGCAGGAACAGCAGCGGAAUUUGUUGGAAGCUAUUCUGCCACUGGCUUUAUAUGAGAAGGAGCCGAAUGACCCUAAGAAAACAAAGUUGAGUUUUCUGCAGGAACACAUGAAUGGCACAAUUACCAAACCAUUUGAGAACAUGAAGAAGAUUAUUAAGCCCCAUAAGAACGUAACAAUUCUAUACGCGGACAUCGUGAAUUACACAGCAAUGACAACGCAAAUCACUCCCGCUUCUCAAUUUGUACAAGUCCUAGACGAUUUAUUUGGUGGUUUCGACGAAGAUUCAGAAAAGUUGCACGUGAUGCGAAUUAAAUUCUUAGGUGAUUGUUACUAUUGCGUGUCUGGUUUAGAACCCGAGCGGAAUUCCGACCACGCUAACGCGUGUGUGCAACUUGGAUUGAAAAUGAUCAAACGAAUUAAAGUCGUCGCAAAAGGUUACAAUAUUGAUCUCAACAUGCGAAUUGGUAUCCAUACUGGCAACAUCUACUCAACUCUCAUCGGACGCACCAAAUGGCAGUUUGAGAUUUGGUCGAAAGACGUUGAACUGGCCAACACGAUGGAAAGCACUGGUUUCACUGGCAAAAUUCACAUCACACAGGCAACGAUGGACGAGUUGAUGAGGCGCAAAGCAUUGGUGGCGCUUGAUCCAUCACUUGGCACUGCUGGUCCCAUGAAACACAUAGAGAAGAAAGAUUCAACUGACUCAACUGAUUCCACUGACGUUUAUUUUGUUUAUAAAACAAAUGCAAUUGAAUUUCAUAAGAAAUUAGCGUCGAGCACAACGAUGACUUACGUUAUAACACCCGAAGAGAUGACGGACGUCACAGACGUUUAUGAUUGUGCGAUUGCUUACGAUAUUAAAAGCACAUGUACAAGUUCACGAUCAUCGCGAAUCAAAUCAAGUCGAUUUAAUAAAAAUGUCAGCAUUGAUACUCGACCGCUGAUAGAAGAGCAAAAUACCAAGAAACCAAAAAAAGAACCACGUAAAGAUAGUGAGCGACGAUCCGGGCAGGUCACUAGUAUGGAAGAAUUCAGCAAGUAUGAAGAGACUACGGAUGAUACAAUCAAGGAAGAAAUUAAAAAGAUGCCACUAACUAAAUAUCAACAAUGGUUCAAAGAAGAGCAAAUCAAUCCGUUAUUUUUGGUGUUUAAAAACUGCCAGACUGAGCGCAGCUAUAUAUUACAGGAUGAUCCACUGUAUAAAUAUUACAUAGUCAGUGUUUUACUGGUUCUACUUUGCUUUAUUGUAAUUCGUUUUCUUGCGCUACCGGAAUGGCAUUAUACAACGCUGCUUAGCAUUUUCACCGCAUUGGCGCUGUCGCUUCUUGCACCUAUAUUAUUGCUACCUCGGCGCACACACCAUGGCCCGAUUAACGAAGAAGCUGACAAUUUGGAAAUUGGUGACACACUUCCCCGUACAUAUUAUAAAAUUUCCAACGUGUUUGCUAAGAGUACUCUGCUUAGAAUCACAGUGUAUGGGGUUUUAAGUGCGAUUUUCAUUGCCUGCUUUGUCAUUGAAUUGAUACACUGCGACUACCAUAACUUUAAAUUAUUGGAAGAUCCACAUCGAACUAUUACAAUGGAGGAGAAUGAAAAAUGCCUACAACCAUGGAAUAUCACGGAAAUAAUCAAUUUAAUAUUGAUUAUGAGCUUUCUCUUUCUCAACAUACACAUGUGGAUCAAAUUCCUCUAUGGAACAAUUGUCACUGCCAUGUACUGUUUGUGGAUAUGGAUCUAUGCCUACGAUUACUUUAACAACGAACCGUCCUUCCACUACAUGAUGCAGCCACCCGUCGCUCACAUCAUCAACAUUAUCUUCCUCACCACAACUCUACAUUGCAUCGACCGUCAAGCGGAUUAUCUCAAUCGGUUGGAUUACAAAUGGCAUUUGCAAUUAAUUCAAGACAAGGCGUCAUCGGUGGAAGCGCGCAAAGAAAUACUGCAUUUGUUGGAAAAUGUGAUGCCUUAUGAUGUAGCGCGUAAGUAUUUGAAGCGCAAAGGCGAUAAAAAUAGGCAGAAAUUAUACUACGAACGCUAUGAGACAGUUGCAGUCAUGUUUGCAACUGUUAUCGAUUCAAACCCUCUGCCGGAUGACGAAGAGAAACUAUACAUGGUUAUAAUGAAUCAGAUAAUAUCAGAUUUUGACCGUAUACUUCUAUCUGAUAAGUAUAAGGGUAAAAUAGAGAAGAUUAAGUUGGCAAAUUUAAAGACAUACGUUGCGUGUUCUGGAUUGGCGCCCGGUAAGAAAUUAUGGACGGAGAAAUCUGAGGAAGCUGCUGAGUUUGGUGUGCGUUCACGCAAACGUAUGGCAUCUGAUACAAACUUGAUUGAUUUGGCGGAUUUUGCAGCGGACAUUUUGAAAUCGGUCAAGGAACAUAAUAAAGAAAUGGCGCGAAAUUACUCGCUGAGAAUCGGAAUCUGCGAUGGAAGGCUCACAGCUGGUGUUGUGGGCACUAAUAAACCACAUUAUGACAUUUGGGGUGAUUGUGUUAAUCUUGCAUCACGCAUGGAUUCAUGCGGUGAACCCGGAAAGAUUCAAGUCGCUGAGAGUACCGAAAUGGUGUUUAGGCGUAAUAACAUAAGCUGCACGUUUAACAAGUAUCAAGAUGUCAAAGGAAAAGGCAUGUUAAACACAUAUUUUCUGGAUCUGGAUAUGAACGGUGAUAUUAUUAGGACUACUAUAUUUGAUGAGGAAGAUUAGAUAUAGAAUCAUGUGAAGUAGGUAGAAUAUUGAUUUAUCAUUAUGUAAAAGACAAAGAAGUUGCUAUACGCGUACCACAUAACCUCAGUUUAUAUGUUUUUAUAGAAAUCAAGAGGAAUUUUAACAAUUAUUAUGAAUUACAACUAUUUAUUAGCUAUAAAAGUUGCUGUUAAAUAUAAAUUUUUAAUUAUUUAUUGAUAAAUAAUUGUGAUAUUAAAGUUUUUCCAAAAUUAAGCAAAAGUACGAAUUGGAUAACUGGUUGCGUACGUACGUACAUAUCAGAUGUAACAUCAUAUUUUUUUUUAAAGGUAAAAAGGUUAAUUGAACUCUGCGAAAUAAUACGAUUCCAGUAAUAAUUAUUGAUUAACUAGCAAGAUUUACCUAUAUUUAAUUUACUGUAAAUACAUCUUGGCAAAUGAAA
Messenger RNA from Dalotia coriaria, 3957 nucleotides. RefSeq names its product Adenylyl cyclase X D (gene ACXD). Lineage: Eukaryota; Metazoa; Arthropoda; Insecta; Coleoptera; Staphylinidae. The coding region runs from base 105 to 3536 and encodes 1143 amino acids. The transcript has 9 exons. The record is from RefSeq and is a predicted model, not a curated record. Gene Ontology annotation, biological process: adenylate cyclase-activating G protein-coupled receptor signaling pathway; intracellular signal transduction; cAMP biosynthetic process. Gene Ontology annotation, molecular function: adenylate cyclase activity. Gene Ontology annotation, cellular component: plasma membrane.